AUGCUUGUUAAAGAAUUCAUUGUGAAUAUCUCCAAGGAAUGUGACAAUAAAAGGAGUAAGGAGUUUAGAAAAGUGUAUGCAAGAGGAAGGUGUGUGGACUUCUCUCUUGAAAUCAUUAAUAGGUUUUUGGGCAGAAAUGAAGAAGAACAAGCUGAAGUGGAAGUUUCUGACAAUGUCAUUUGCAGAGAGAUUACUUCUAAGCAAGUGAAGGAAUGGCCAAGGAAAGGGAACUUGUCAGCAAGUUACUUGAGUGUGAAGUAUGCAGUACUUCACAGAAUUAGAGCUGCUAAUUGGCAUGUUGUCUCCUUUGUUGUGAAGAUGCCAAUAGCCUUUCCCUCAUUGAUCUGUAGUGUUAUACUGAGUCAACACCCAAGUAUUUUGAUCAGUUCUAAUAGUAUCUGCAAAAGAGAACCUCAUAUAUCAUUACAUUAUAUGCUUUUCACUGUGAAAUAUGUUCCAAAUAUUAUCGUGACAUCUGGCCAGAAAUCUUCCAGGCUUACUACUAGAACAUGCAUCCUUGAUGAUCUAAAAGAUGCAUGCCUGACCUUGGAUGAAACUAUAAAAAUUUAUACUGAGAGGAAGAGUAGGCUUGAGAUUUUGAUAAAAUCCUUGUUUGAAGAAGAAGUAAAUUUUAAAGGUGAUGAAGCAGGUGAAGAAGAUGCUAAUGAAGAAGGUACUGAUGCAAGUGAUGAUAAAGAAACUACCAGCAGUGAUGAGGACUGA
Messenger RNA from Lathyrus oleraceus (garden pea), 723 nucleotides. RefSeq lists its product as uncharacterized. The transcript is spliced from 2 exons. The record is from RefSeq and is a predicted model, not a curated record. NCBI's taxonomy places the organism in Eukaryota, Viridiplantae, Streptophyta, Magnoliopsida, Fabales, Fabaceae. The coding region runs from base 1 to 723 and encodes 240 amino acids.